UUACUAGUGCCACGUGUAUUGUUUAAUGGAAGAAUGUCUAUGGUUUGUGGUUACCACAUUUAUAAAGACAUUUGGAGCCCAUCAGUUGGAGAAGAACUGCCCUUCUGUGUCGAGCCUGAUGAUGCUACUGUUGCUACAGAUCGCUAUGCUGUGGCUGUAGUGGAAAAGGGCAAUCAUGAGUUAAUAACAAUGAAUCAAAUGUAUGGUUUUGAAGGAGAAGUGAAGAAAAAAUACAAUGGUAAAAUGGCUGAUUUAUUUACUGAGGUCUUUAACUGGUUACCAUUAGCACAUGUCAUUGACAAUAAAGUCUUGGUUAUACAUGGGGGGCCUGUUCAGUUUGAGUUAUGGUCCAAUCCUCAGGACAUGCCUGGUAGGGGGCCCAGUAAAAGGGGUGUGGCUCUACAGUUUGGACCGGAUGUCACUGAUAGGUUUUGCCAGAAGAAUGGAUUGGAUAUGAUUGUAAGGAGUCACGAGGUAAAGGAGGAAGGUUAUGAAGUGGCACACAAUGGGAAGUGUAUCACAGUCUUCUCUGCACCUAAUUAUUGUGAUCAGAUGGGUAAUAAAGGUGCUUUCAUUGUUCUUGACAAAUCU
Amphimedon queenslandica is the source of this 591-nucleotide messenger RNA. Its product is annotated as serine/threonine-protein phosphatase 5-like. Gene Ontology annotation, molecular function: hydrolase activity. The transcript has 8 exons. Lineage: Eukaryota; Metazoa; Porifera; Demospongiae; Haplosclerida; Niphatidae. The annotation marks the transcript as partial. The record is from RefSeq and is a predicted model, not a curated record.